Molecule: messenger RNA, 3924 nt
Organism: Plasmodium relictum
Lineage: Eukaryota; Apicomplexa; Aconoidasida; Haemosporida; Plasmodiidae
Gene: PFK11
Product: 6-phosphofructokinase, putative
Exons: 5
Coding region: 1-3924 (1307 amino acids)
Biological process (GO): response to glucose; glycolytic process
Cellular component (GO): 6-phosphofructokinase complex; cytosol
Molecular function (GO): 6-phosphofructokinase activity
Source: RefSeq, a predicted model, not a curated record
AUGGAUAUAGAAAAUGCAAAAAAACACUUGAGUGAAUUACAAGAAGAGAGAAGAAAACAUAAAAUAAAUUUACCUGGAAUAUUGAAAAAUAAGAUUAUUAUAAAGGAAGAAGAGAAUAAUAUAAUAGGAGAAAAAGAAAAAGAAAUAUUGCAGAAUGUUUUUACACAUACAAUUAAAAAACCAAUAAUUAAAUUGUGUUAUGAAAAUAGUUCUUUAAACAAUUCUACAAGAAAGAAAUUAAAUGACACCUAUUCUACAAAAAUAUCAACAGAAAUCUCUAGUUGUGAUUAUACUGGAAAUUCUUUUCUAAAAGAAAUGAUAGAUAUUUAUAAGUGUGAUAAUAUUUUGAAUAUAGGGAUUCUAUUAACAGGAAUUCAAGCACCAGGGGGUCAUAAUAUUAUUUGUUCCGUUUUAGACAACUUAAAAAAGAAAAAUAAAAAAAACAUUUUAUACGGUUUUUUAAAUGGUUUUGAAGGAUUAAAAAAAUAUGAUCUAAUGGAAUUAAAAAAUGAAUAUAUAAGCAUGUUUAGAAAUAUUGGUGGAUUUGAUAUGAUAAAAAGUAGCAAAUUUAAUAUGUCUAGUGAAAUUGAUAAAAAGAAAUGCUUUAAAAUUUGUAGACAUUUAAAUUUGAACGGGUUAAUCAUUGUUGGAGGAGUUAAAAGCAAUAAUAAAAUUGCCUUAUUAGCAGAAUAUUUUGAAAAUAUUUACAAUUUAGCUAAUGAAAAGAUUAAAAAGAAGAAAAUGAGCAAAAUGAAAACAGAAAAAUUAGAUAAUGAUACUGAGAAAGAAGACUAUGAGAAUGAUAUGCUUAAUAAUAUUGAAAAUGAAGAAGAUAUAGAAAAAGAUGUAACCUAUGAAAUAGUAAGUGAUUUAAGUGAUGAAGAAAUAAAAAGGAAAUUUCCUAGACAAAAAAAAAAACUUAUAAGAACUGCAAUAGUAAGCGCACCGAAAUCUGUAUAUAACGAAUUGAAGAAUGAAUAUAUUGAAUGCUCGUUAGGUUUUGAUACUACAGUAUUUAGUUACUGUCAAUACAUAAGCUAUUUGAUGUCACAUAUGCAGACAUAUUUAAAAGGAUAUCAUUUUGUAAAAAUUCUAGGGAAUUCUUCAAGUCAUAUAGCAUUGGAAUGUUUCCUACAAACAAAAGCAAAUGUAGUCUUAGUAAGUGAAGAAAUAAAAAAAAAAAAGUUAACGUUAAAAGAUAUUACUCAUUUUAUUGUUGAUGUUAUUAAGACAAGAUAUAAACAUCACGGCAAAAAAUAUGGAAUAAUAAUAAUACCAGAAGGACUACUAAGCAAGGUUAUGGAAUUCAAAACAUUAGUAAAUUCUAUCUUGCAAAUUAAGAAAGAACAUAUAAAAAAUAAGAUAAAUAACUUGCUUGAAAUAAAGAAUAUUUUAAGUAAUAAUUUAAUUAAAGAUCAUUACGAAUUAUUUCUUUCAUUUCCUCAAUUUUUUCAAAAUCAUAUGCUAAUGGAAGCUCUUUCUUCUGAGCCUUUUCAAUACUCUCGUUUAAAUGUGGAAGAAUUAUUACUCUAUUUUGUUAAAAAAAAAAUAGAAGAUGAAAAAGAAAUAGACGAUUUAGAAUUUAUUCCUCACUCAUAUGGGAGUGAAGUUACUUGUUCUUUACCUACAAAUUUUGAUUGUGCUUACAGUUAUAUAUUAGGAUUUAGUUGUGUUGAAAUAAUAGAAAAAAAAUAUAACGGUUAUGCUUGUGUUAUUAAAAAUUUGAAGGAUUUGUUAUCUAAUGUAGAUAGUAUAAAAAUAUUUGGAAUACCAAUAUGUAGUUUAAUGCGCAUUAAGAACAAAAAUAAUAUAGAAAAUGAAAAAGAAUUUUCUAUAAAAAGGAGAAAAGUAGAUUUGAAUAACGAUUAUUUUUUAAAGUACAAAAAAUAUCGUUCUAAUUAUUUAUAUGAAGACAACUAUAGAGUACUAAGUGGAAUUCAAUAUGAUCAUAACCUACCUAUAGAGCAUAAUGAUUCUGUAUAUUCUUCUAAAAAAAUGAAUGGUUUUUUUAUUGAUUAUAUGAAUCUCAAUUUGAAACAAAAUAAUACAUUUAAUCAAAUAAAUUUUACUAUAUCUGGAUUAAAAAAUGAUUACUUGGAAUUAGACAAAAAUAAAAAUGAAAAUAAAAGUAGAUGCAAUUGCAAUUAUUACAAAUGUUAUGAUGUUCUAUCGGAAAUUGAAAGAAUAUUAAUAAAAUCUGUUAUAAAAUUUAACACUAUUUUGGUAAGACAUAACACAAGAAUUACCUAUAUUAAUAAUAGUUUCGAAAACAAAUUAAAUUAUGAUUCUUUUCUUCAUAUUAAUAAGAUUAAAGAAUUUUAUAUGAUACAGGAUCAUUCUCUAAAUUUAAAACAAAAUACUAGGAUAUCGACGUAUUCUAAAAACAUAGGAGUUGUAUUACUUUCUCACUGCACACCAGGUAGUAAUAAUAUAUUAGUUGGCUUACAUCAAAGAUUAUCUAUUAAUAAUUUCAAGUUAAUUGGAUUUAUGGGAGGUUUAAGAGGAUUAUUAAAUAAUGAUAUAUGUAUAAUUAAUGAUAAUAAUUUAAAGAAUUCAACAAAUUUAGGUGGGUUUCCACUAUUAGGAGCUAAUUUAGAAUAUCGUAAAAGUGAUUUUGAAAAAUUAUAUAUUUAUGAUUUGAUAAAAGAAGAGUAUGUUAACAAAAUAAUUGAAAAUUGUAGAAAGAAUAACAUUUCUAAUUUAGUUUUUAUAGGUGAUGAAAAAGUAAUAUCAAUUAUGAAUAUACUAAAUGACAUUUUUAUAAAUAAAAAAGUGAAUAUAAAAAUUAUAACUGUUCCUACUUCUUUAUAUAAUAGUUUUGAUAAAAAUUUAAUUGAAUGUAGUAUUGGCUAUCAUUCAAUGGUCUGUAAUAUAAGUGAUAUUAUAAGUAAUUUACAAAGUAAUUGCUUAAAUUUAAAUAAAUAUUAUUAUUUUAUAAAAGUGCAUACCAAUAUUUCAUCCUCCUUAAUAUUAUCCAUUCAAUUAGAAACACAUUGUAAUAUAUGUUAUAUUGGCGAAUGUGUAGCAAAUCAAUUAACUAAAUUAAGUACAAUUAUUGAAAAUAUUUCUUUAAUUAUAAUAGAGAGAAUUAAUAGAAUGAAAUAUUUCGGUAUAAUACUAUUCAGUUCUAAUUUAAUAUACUGUAUUAAUGAUUUUUAUGAAUUAUGUAAAGAUAUAGAUGAUAAUAUAGAAUCUACCGAGGAAUUAGACGAAAUCAUAAAUAAUGUUGUAAUACCAGAAAAGUAUGAAAAAAUUUUAAAAAAAGAAAGUAUAGAAAUAUUAAAAAUAUGUACUCGUUCAGUUAAAGAUAAGUUAUUAAAAAAAGAAAAAAGAGAAAAUGAGGAUAUAGACUCAAAUUUUGAAUUAAUGUUAAUUAAUGGAAUAAAAAAAUAUAUAAAAGAAUUAAUGGAAAAAUCAAAAGAAAAUAAUGAGCUUUAUUCUUAUAAAAAACAUAUGAAUACAUUAUCAAGUCAAAUAACAAUAAAAAACAUAAAAGUAUAUAGUGAUAUAGAUUAUAUAUCACAUUUUCAAACAAUAAAUAAAAAUAUUGAUAGAGAAAUCAAUUGUUAUUUCCCAACUCAUUUCGAUAAUUCAUUAGCAUUUUCUCAUGGUUUAUUGGCAGGGAUUGCUGUUGAAAAUGAUUUAAUUAAUUACGUUACAUCAAUUAGGCAUUUGAAUUUAAAUAAAAACAAUUGGAGUAGUUCGCUAUAUCCUGGUUUUUAUUUUAUAAAUAAUAAAGAUAAUAAUGGGCAUUUUAAUAAAUAUCCUUACGUUGCUCCAGUUCCUAUUUCAGUAAAGUCAAGCCAAAUGGCUACUAUUAAACAUAAUGCAAAUACAUGGGCAUACAGUGACAGUUAUAUUUAUGUUGGGCCAGUUCAAUAUGGUGUAAACCCAGAUAGUAUUGGAUGCUCCCAUAUAUUUUGA